This is a messenger RNA of Camellia sinensis, 1011 nucleotides long. NCBI's taxonomy places the organism in Eukaryota, Viridiplantae, Streptophyta, Magnoliopsida, Ericales, Theaceae. The record is from RefSeq and is a predicted model, not a curated record.
CUCUCUUUCUCUCUCUCUCAUUCAUGGGUGACAAAUCAGCAAAUGUAGUAAGCGAGUGUUGUGACACAACUGACUACAAUAAAUUCAGUGGAAAGCUAAUGCUGAUUUCACUGCUUUAUGUUGUGGCUGUUUGCAUCCUCAUCGCCUUCUUCCAUUUUUAUUGUCGAUGGCUCCAACAGCAACACCGCAACCGCGAUCUCCGCCUCAAUCACAACCUCACACGCCACCACCCCAACCCAAGGCCCAACUACCUCGUCUUCAACUUCCGACCCACCAUCGCCGCCUCCGCAGCCGGCACCACCGCUUCCAGUCCUCAUCGGAGAGGCCUUGAAAGGGUCGUCCUCAAGACCCUCCCUACCUUCUUCUACAACUCCGUAGUCCAUCCCUCUCCGCUAGAAUGCUCCGUGUGCUUAGCCGAAUUCGGAGACAACGAUCUCUGUCGUGUUCUACCCAAGUGCAACCACUGCUUUCACAUCGAUUGCGUUGACAUGUGGUUCUAUUCUCACACCAAUUGUCCGCUCUGUAGAACCCGGGUUAAACCCAUUGAAAAUCCGGUCGAAGCAAAGAAUUCGGCGGUUGAGCCGGCUGCUCGGGAGGCCGGUUCGAGUUCUGGGUCGGGUUCAGGGGAUGGUGGCGGCGCGCCGUAUUCUCUGCCGCCGGCCGAGAUGGUUGUGAUAACGGUGGAGGAGACUCUGGGAGAACCGAAAUAGGUGGGCAGUGGGUUUAAAUAUCCGGGUUGCCGGGUCAGGUGUAUCGAGAGAAUAAAAGCUGAUGAUAGGAUGGUAGUAAUGGCCUUGUUUAGUUGGUGUUUCUCAAAAAAUUUUAGAAAAAAUUCUCUAUAAAUAAAUUUUCAAAAGUAAUUAAAUCAAACAAAUUUUUUCAAUUUUUUUUUCCAAAAUGGAACUGGUUUUGGGACUCUGGGUAUGGGUCGGAUCGAUGAAUAGUUUCAUCGAAAAUUGAAUCGCCGAUACAAACUCUAGGUGAUAAAAGGGUUUGGGUCUUAAAUGUCGG